UAAAAGAGGAAGUUUCUUCCGGUCGUUUUUGGCCUCUUUGAAUCAACUCUGCUGGCUUGUUCUUCUUUCACACCCAACGCAUAUUCCCUUCUCUCCUUUCGUCAUCUCUCUUUUUAUAUAUUCGCGAGGGGAAAGAAAAAAACCCUAAAUGCAGAAGGCGAAUCCCCAAUCAAUCUCAUAUAAUCCUCGCGAUCUCGUCAUUGCUUUGCCCUUGUUUCAUAUCAGGACGUUUGAAUUCCCCAUACCCCCAAUAUUGUACAGCACCUAAGUUAAUAAGUGCAAUCAUUGGUUGUUUCUCAUGGAUCUUGAUGGUGGCUCGCCAGAUAUCAUUCCAAUUGAAUCCUUCGUGUUGCACAAUUUUGGGGGUCAUUUAUUUUCACAGAUUAGCUCAUUUCUUGAUAAUUCGAUGCACCAAUCUCAAAACAUGUAUGUCCCUGGAAGUUUAGCUCUCCGAGAAGCAUUUAACUGUGUGUCAAAGUUAGCCGGUGCUUUGCUUUUUUGGUUCUCUAGUACUUCUACUUCAAAUAUGACUCAGAAUAUAACUUCGCAUGGUUCAAAACCCAGAAGUCCUGCAUCUUCUACACAAGUUAAGCACCUUACUUCUAGAAGGAAUAAUCUUAUUGGAUUUUGCUUCAAUAGAUUGAAAGAAAAACCUGACACCCCACUGCUUUUUGAUAAGAUGUCAAGUCUCAUGAUGAAGAUUCGGUUUAGAGAAGCCAAAAUGCUUCAAUCAUAUCCUUUGUUCUCACUGGCUGCAGUGCUUAUACCACCAUUUGAUAACUUAUCAUCAGAGGUACUAACUGUUUCAUUGGAGAAUACUGAUGUACAAGUGCAUGGAUGUAUGGGUCAAAGAUCUUGUGAGGUUGAAAAUCAAAGAUAUACUGGUCUAGCUUUGCCUGACUUGAACCGGACAAGACAUGCAGUUGAGCCCAGAACUGGCAUUGAGUUUCCUAUGAUUUUGGACAACAUUUUAGCUGGAGAGAAGAAUUCCAGUUUAAGUUCAGAGGUCCUUGUGGGAACUGGAUCGAGAACUAUGAAAAUUCUCAAGAUCAAAUCUCUAAAGAUCUAUGCGUUUGGUUUCUACGUUCAUCCUUACUCCGUUUGUGAGAAAUUGGGUCCAAAGUAUGCCUCAAUUUCAGUGGAUGAACUGAAUAAACGCAAUGAUUUUUAUGAGGAUCUUCUUAGGGAGAAUAUUAAUAUGGCUGUUAGGCUUGUGGUCAAUUACAAUGGUAUUAAAAUCAAUACCGUUAAAGAUGCUUUUGAGAAAUCCCUUCGAGCCAGACUAGUGAAGAUAAACCCAGACACUGACUACCAUUGCGUGAGAAUCUUUGGUUCACACUUCACCCAAGAUAUUCCAAUACCUGCGGGAACAACAAUUGAUUUUCGACGAACAGCUGAUGGACAACUAAUUACUGAAAUUGGGGGUAACAAGAUUGGAGUGGUCCAUAGCAAGGAUUUAUGUAGGGCUUUCUUCGACAUGUACAUCGGCGAUGUUCCAGUGUCAGUUCAAACAAAAGAAGAGAUUGGCAAAAAUGUUGCUCAUCUCAUUAGAAGGGGGGACCAGCUGGUCACUAGGUGAAUAUGCCGGAUAUUGGCAUACAGGUUAUUAGAGUAGUUCAAAUUCGAUUACCCUCAGCAAUUCUUUGUAGCCUUUUAUUUGGAAUGGCAUCAAUCUAAUUGUCAGGUAUAUAUGUAUCUUUUCUGACAAAAAUACUAAACGAAAUUUAAAGAAUAAUGUUGCUACCAUCUUUGUUUCCACAUUUUUGAAA
Messenger RNA from Juglans microcarpa x Juglans regia, 1769 nucleotides. RefSeq names its product fatty-acid-binding protein 2. The coding region runs from base 299 to 1579 and encodes 426 amino acids. The transcript is spliced from 12 exons. Gene Ontology annotation, cellular component: chloroplast stroma. Gene Ontology annotation, molecular function: fatty acid binding; intramolecular lyase activity. Lineage: Eukaryota; Viridiplantae; Streptophyta; Magnoliopsida; Fagales; Juglandaceae. The record is from RefSeq and is a predicted model, not a curated record.